This is a messenger RNA of Tilletiaria anomala UBC 951, 891 nucleotides long. RefSeq names its product COX5A-domain-containing protein. The coding region runs from base 171 to 611 and encodes 146 amino acids. Gene Ontology annotation, cellular component: mitochondrial inner membrane. The transcript is spliced from 3 exons. Gene Ontology annotation, biological process: mitochondrial electron transport, cytochrome c to oxygen. The record is from RefSeq and is a predicted model, not a curated record. Lineage: Eukaryota; Fungi; Basidiomycota; Exobasidiomycetes; Georgefischeriales; Tilletiariaceae.
CUCGGUUUGAAGCUGGCCGACAAUGACAACUGUCGGUCUGUGCUGCUCUCGUUAUCUUUCUCUCUUUUUUGUUCCAUCCUUGAUCCCCUGCCAUCUCACCGCGCCCUUCACGUUCAGCAGGCUAACGAAAACGCUCUGCAAUACUUUGUUCGAGCUGAUACCGACGAAAGAUGCAGUUCCUGACAGGUGCCAUCCGGUCCGCGGCCGCCGCGAGGUCCGCAACUGCUUCCGCCAAGUCAAUCGUCCCGAGCAUGGCUGCCGCUGCUAGACACGCGAAUGUCCGCAGCUACGCCUCGCACCACGAGGAAGAAUCGUACGAGUCCUUUACCGAGCGAUAUGUCACCUUCUUCUCGUCGGUCCAAGAUCUGUUCGAGCUCCAACGCGGCCUGAACAACUGCUUCGCGUACGAUCUCGUCCCCGCUCCAGAGGUUGUGGAGGCAGCUCUGCGCGCUGCGCGUCGCGUCAACGACUACAGCACCGCCGUCAGAGUCUUCGAAGGCGUCAAACAGAAGGUCGAGAACAACCAGCAGUACCAGCAGUACCUUGACGCACUCAAGCCUGUCAAGGAGGAGCUCGGCAUCAGCCUCAAGGAGGAGCUCUACAGCCCAUGAUUCUGUUCCAUUUUUGCCUCGGGCGGAAGAACAGAUGCGACGUGCCAGGGGAAGACAGAGAGAGUGCGCGAGUAAGGCAGGAUAGCAGGCAGACAUGCAGGCAGGCAGGCAUGCUCGCGCUCUUAUAGACAGAGGCCGCUCGCUACAGGGUCUCAGUUGCAGAGAAUGUACCAUGCCUUAUGGCAUUACUUGGACCGGCGGACGAGUGCGUAGAUGUAUCGACUCGCUUUCCGAUCCAUGUUUCAAAAACGCCCAAUUGAAAUUGGCAUAGCAUCGACUA